AUGGGGAAGAAGAAGAAGAAGGACAAGCAGGUCACCUUUUGCUUCUACUGCGACCGCACGUUCAAUGACGAGGGCACGCUGGUGCAGCACCAAAAGGGCAAGCACUUCAAGUGCCCCGAGUGCAACCGCAAGCUGUCGUCGGCGCGGGGGCUGCAGGUGCACGCCUUCCAGGUCCACAAGCUCACACUCAACGCCGUGCCCGGAUGCCUGCCCGGGCGCGAGGACAUGGCGCGCGACAUAUUCGGGAUGGCGGGCAUCCCGGAGGGCGCGGAGCCAGGCCGGCCCUUUGGCGAGCACGGCGACGUGGACCCAGAAGCCAGCAAGAAGCCGCGCCUGGACGAUGGGCCAGCAGGACCAGGACCAGCACCGGCAGCGGCGGCGGCGGCGGCAGCACCAGCAGCGCUGCCUCCUGCGGCGGGCCCAGCCCUUGACCCCGGCGCCGCGGCGCCGGUCGGCGGCGUCUCCAUGGCUGGCAGCAUGACAGCAAACGGUGGCAUGAUGCCCAACGCCGGCAUGAUGGCCAACGGUGCCGGCAUGGGCAUGGGCCCAGCCGGCAUGGGCAUGGGCAUGACCCCGCAGAUGGCGAUGAUGCAGGGGCUGAUGGCUGGGGGGCUCCCUGGUAUGAUGAUGGCCCAGCGGGCGGCGAUGAUGAUGGGGGCCGCGGGCAUGAUGGGCGCCGGGGGCAUGAUGGGCGGCGGCUUGCCUGGCAUGGGCAUGGGGUUUGGGAUGGGGAUGGGCGCCCCAAGGCCGCCGGUGUCGGUGCCGGGCAUGCAGCAGCAGCAGCAGCAGCAGCAGCAGCAGCAGCCACCUCAGCAGCAGUCGCAGCAGCCGCAGCAGCAGCAGCAGUUCCAGCAGCCGCCGCUGCAACAGCAGUUUCAGCAGCAGCAGCAGCAUCAGCAGCAGUUCCAGCAGCUGCCGCUGCAGCAGCAGCAACAGCAGCAACAGCAGCAGGUGCCGCAGCCUCUGGCGCAGCAAGGCGUGGCCUUCCCAGGGUGA
Messenger RNA from Monoraphidium neglectum, 996 nucleotides. RefSeq names its product Zinc finger protein. Gene Ontology annotation, cellular component: nucleus. The coding region runs from base 1 to 996 and encodes 331 amino acids. The transcript has 5 exons. Lineage: Eukaryota; Viridiplantae; Chlorophyta; Chlorophyceae; Sphaeropleales; Selenastraceae. The record is from RefSeq and is a predicted model, not a curated record.